This is a messenger RNA of Euleptes europaea (tarantolino), 1533 nucleotides long. It is a transcript of the gene LIPC, whose product is annotated as lipase C, hepatic type. The coding region runs from base 1 to 1497 and encodes 498 amino acids. The record is from RefSeq and is a predicted model, not a curated record. Lineage: Eukaryota; Metazoa; Chordata; Lepidosauria; Squamata; Sphaerodactylidae. Gene Ontology annotation, biological process: lipid metabolic process. Gene Ontology annotation, molecular function: triacylglycerol lipase activity; apolipoprotein binding. The transcript is spliced from 9 exons.
AUGAGAAGCCCCCCGGUUCUCGCCCUGCUGCUGCUUGCCUGCGCUGCUGCUCAGGAAGACCCCACAAGCAGGAGGAGGAAAGGGCCUUUGGGGUCGCAGCUGCCACACCUGCGGAGGAAGGGUGACGGCCACGGCUCAGACACCCGGUUCCUGCUCUACUCCAACACCGCAGAGGAGAGUUGCCUGAUCGAGUUCAAGCAGCUGCCGACCCUGGAGAGAUGCAACUUCAACGCCUCUCUCCCACUGGUCAUGAUCGUCCACGGCUGGUCGGUGGAUGGAAGGCUGGAAGGCUGGAUUUGGAUGCUGGCCGAAGCCCUAAAAUCUCAGCACCCGCAAACCAACGUGAUCAUCGCCGACUGGCUCACCCUUGCCUGUCAGCAUUACCCCAUCGCGGUGCAGAAUACACGGGACGUUGGCCAGGAAAUCGCUCGAUUCCUAGAAUGGCUGGAGGACACUGUCCAGUUCUCCAGAGGCAACGCUCAUCUCAUUGGCUACAGCCUGGGAGCCCACGUCUCCGGCUUCGCUGGCAGUUUUAUUGGGGGUGGAAAGAAGAUUGGCAGAAUCACAGGCCUUGAUCCGGCCGGCCCCCUCUUCGAAGGCAUGUCCCCGACAGACCGCUUGUCGCCGGACGACGCAGACUUCGUGGACGCCAUCCACACCUUCACCCAACAGCACAUGGGCCUCAGUGUGGGGAUCAAGCAGCCGGUGGCUCAUUUCGACUUCUAUCCCAACGGGGGGACGUUUCAGCCUGGCUGCCACUUCAUGCACGUCUACGACCACAUCGUACAGUAUGGAAUCAGUGGGUUCACGCAGACGGUGAAGUGUGCCCACGAGAGGUCGGCUCACCUGUUCAUUGACUCCCUGCGACACAGUGAUAAGCAGAGCAUGGGCUAUUGGUGCAAAGACAUGCAGACCUUCGACAAGGGCCGGUGCCUCAGCUGCCGGAAGACCCAGUGCAACACCCUGGGAUACAGCAUCCGGAAGGAGAGGGUGCCUGGCAGCAGCAGGCGGCUCUUCCUCAAGACACAGCCUCACAUGCCCUUCAGAGUUUACCACUACCAGUUCAAGAUCCAUUUCAUCAGCGAAUUCCAGGAGAAGCAAAUCGAUCCGACGUUCACCAUCUCUUUGACCGGCAGCCAAGAUGACGUUGAAAACCUCUCUAUGACCCUAGUUGAAGGCAUUAGUGGAAAUAAAACCUACACCUUCCUUGUCCCCCUGGAUAUCGAUAUUGGCGAGCUGAUGAUGAUAAAAUUGAAAUGGGAAGGAGUUGCAAUUUGGGAAAACAUCUGGAACACCGUGCAAACCAUCAUCCCGUGGAAAAAGAGGAACCACCAACCGGGGCUGAUCGUGAAGAUGCUGAAAGUCAAGGCGGGAGAAACUCAGCAGAAGAUGACAUUCUGUUCUCAAAGUGCCGAUAAUUUGCACCUCUAUCCCGGGCAAGAGAAAAUGUUUGUGAGAUGCGAAAUCAGUUCCCGAAGGCUGAGGACUCAGGCAUGAGCAGGAUCCGCCCAAACCUGGAGCCGCCUCUCAAGA